AUGAGUGUACAUUUUGCAGCUAUUUGCAGUUCAAACAUGUCGGCUGAAAAGCAGCUGGACGCUGCACAGAAAUUCCUACGUGGAAUUACAUCCCUGGCUUCCUACGCGGAAGUCAGGGAGAAGCAGGCGCUUGGAGUGCAGCGUUCGCUUGAAAAGAUUGCUGCUUUUAGUGUUGCUCAGGCGGCAAUAUGGCUAGCAGCUUUGCAGGAAGAAUUGUGGUCCGAUGCCCAAGUGGCAACCUUUCGUGAGAUCGUGGCAUUCAAGGCAAGGCCUGUGGAGGCAGACAACAGCAAAGCGUCGACGCAAGAUUUUACCUUGCUUCCGUUUUAUCUAACAGAUGAGCUGGGGCAGGACAUUGGCAAUCCAUCUGUGGAUUCCGAUCGGUUGUUGUAUAGGCUGUGCCAGCAUGCUGCGAAGAUGUCACUACGUAAUGCAUCGGAAGCAACGAAAGCAACUUUGGUGGUCAUGUCGAAAUGGAUCACCUGCACCCGCGGUCUGACACCAAAGGAGCAGUAUGAGUUAUAUUGUCGUCAGAAGCCGUUGGUGACGAAGUACUUGGUUGGCGUCUCCUGCGGCAAGUAUCUUGUCGAUUUGCCGUUGGAUUCGCAGGACUUGGACGAAGGCAUUCGGACGCGCGUGUUUCCUACGGGGAAGCCACAGCAGUGUGCCAUGGCACAGGACAUUCGUGACUAUGUAUGUCAUAUGCCUUUGCGGAAGGAUAAUCGUCUUUUGGUGGCUGACACCCAAGCGGUGUCAGCUAGCAGGGUUUCUGGCGGAGGAUUUGCCUUCUUCACAGCGGGACUCAAGCGGCCUGCAGCAUCUUUGCCAAGUGCAAAGGUGCCGAAGGCGAAGGGAAGGCCACGCAAGGAUUGCUCCGGUCCUGUUCCGAGCAAGCAAGGAGCUGUGAAAAAGGUUUUGAAGAGACCAGCGGCUGCAAAGGCAGCUGCAGUUGGUCUUGACCCAGCAACCUCACGGGGAGCAGGGUCACGAAAGAGUGGCGUUCCUUCGACCAGGGGCACGGGUGGUCCUGCUCUGUCACGCGCAGAGCGGCGAGAGCGGGUGAUGGCGCUUGUGCCACGAGCCAAGCGGCAAGAGUACAAGGGUGGCUGUGGCAAAUGCAGAUUCACCGCGGGAUGUACUCCAUCUUGCUGGCGUGAGCGUGGCUUUCAGGACCUCAUGGCGCCGAAGAAGGACGGCAAGGAAGAGGAAGACGACUCGGAUGAGUACACGUACUGUACCGAGGAGGACGAGGAAGAGCCGGAUCCGAUGCCGUCCACGGAGGCAGUGGCCGCGCCGGUUUCCCCGAAUGAAAAGGCCGCGGUUGCAGCUGUGCGCAUCUACGAGGCGCGGGCAGCGAAGGACGAGCCGUCUAGCAGUGACGACCGUGGGCCACGUGCUCGUGAUCGUCGCCCCCCAAGCCCGGCGCGCCGUGAGCGGCGAGAAAGGCACGAGGAGCCGCGCGGGUCGCGUGUGCCGGAGCGGGAGACGCGUGACACUCGAGAGGUGGCGCCUUUUCCAUCCUUGCCAACUCCUGCGCCAGGUUUGCCACCGCCACCUCCUCCGAAUUCCCCACGGGGGAAUUGGACGACCAAGGGUCGUAAGCAGCGGUGUCCGCAUUGCUGGCAAAAGGUGGGCUCGGGAGGUUCCACUUCGGGCAUGUCCCAACAUAUGUACUGGAAUGAGCAUUGCCUGACGUGGCAAUGUUACGGAGAUGGGACGCGUUGCUCCUGGGAGGAAGCGGUUGCCCGAGCCCAUGAGGUGAAGCUUGGCAGAGAGCGAGAGGAAUAUGCUGAGCUGGCUGAGGGGGUCACGCCAGCUCGCUCGCGCCAGCAGCGCCGCGCCAAGGAGGAAGGAAAGGAAAAGGCAGGUUCGGGGCAGGAGGGUCUUCCACGUGAAGGCAAGGCGAAGCGACGGGAGCAUCGAGAUGCCGUUGCGGAUGAUCCACGCGAUCAUAUGGAGCAGGCUGAGAAUGUGCGACGACGCCGUGCAGAAGUUCCACCGGAACCGGAAGAGAAGGAAGAGACGUCGGGGCGUCGCCGAAAGCACAAGAAGCAUCGUCAUCGCCGCCGCUCCCCAUCACCUGAUGUUCGUGCCGGACCUAAGGGUCCCAAGAAGCCGCCGAGUGACGACGAUGAAGAUGAUCGAGAUAUGGGUUCGGCUAAGCGCCGGACUGCUCCGGACGAAGUAUGGAUCAAAGUGCCGCGUUCUGCCUUGCUCUUCCGCAGGAACCCUAUGGGGACUUUUCUUCUACGUGGAGCAAAGUCCAACAUUGUCUUGACUCUGCAGCAGAAUGGGCAUGCGCGCACGGACGCGCUGACCAGCGCAGAGUGCUCAAGUGCGUGCUUGAUUCCAGUCUCCUACGGGGAGGACAGAGAUGCUUGGUCCCAGCACCUCCCUUGGAAUCGAAAGUUCUUGGUGAACGAUCUCCUCCGAGAGAGUUUCACUGGUGCAGAACCUGCGCUGCGCUUCUACGGGAAGCACGGCGCUGCUUACGGGCAGCUGACCCGCAGGGAUUCUAAGUGGCAUUGUGCCACAUGUAGUGCCAAAAUCUUUGAAUGUUCCGGUGUCUGCGGACGUCUGCGAACGUCUGCGGAUGUCUGCGGACACAAACCAGACUGGAGGCUGUCUGCGGACUUUGUCUGCGGGUUCGCGAGAAAAGGCUUGAUCUGGACUUGA
This is a messenger RNA of Cladocopium goreaui, 2676 nucleotides long. NCBI's taxonomy places the organism in Eukaryota, Dinophyceae, Suessiales, Symbiodiniaceae. The record is from the annotation of a GenBank genome assembly.